AUGGCGGUCGCUCGGCCAGUCCGGGCUCUAGCCUUAGCGGCUGUGAUGCUUUGGUGCUUCUUUUUGUACCAAAUUUUUGGCCCCGAGAGGCCGAUAAGCCAGAAGCCAGUGCGCUAUGACAAUGGACGGGAUCCCAACCUCGAUCCCACCGGCGAGCCUCAAGGUAUUCUAACGUACGCCUCCGACGACAAGUACGCUCCUGAUGCCAAGGACUCUGCGCGCAUCAACGCGACUCUGCUUGCACUCGUCAGGAACGAGGAGUUGGAUGGAAUGAUUCAGUCGAUGGUCGACCUCGAGCGGACCUGGAACCACAAGUUCAACUAUCCCUGGACAUUCUUCAAUGAGGUGCCUUUCACCGACGAGUUCAAGCGAAGGACCCAGGCUGCCACCAAGGCCGAAUGUAGAUACGAGCUAAUCCCCAAGGAACACUGGGAGAUGCCGUCAUGGAUCAACAAGGAUCUUUACGAGGAAUCCGUCAAGAUCCUCAAAGAAAACGACAUUCAAUACGCCGACAAGGUCUCGUACCACUCAAUGUGCCGCUGGAACAGUGGAAUGUUUUACAGACACCCGGCCUUGCAGCACACCAAAUACUACUGGCGCGUUGAGCCCAAGGUUCACUUCUUCUGUGACAUCGAUUACGACGUCUUCCGAUACAUGCAAGACAACAACAAGACGUACGGGUUUACCAUUAACCUGUACGAUGCACCCAUGUCGAUCCCGACGCUGUGGCCCGAGACGGUCAAGUUCCUUGCACAACACCCCGAGUACCUACACGAGAAUAACGCAAUGGACUGGCUCACCGACAAGACUGGUCGACCUGAGAACAACGUCAACGCACACGGCUACUCGACCUGCCACUUCUGGAGCAACUUUGAGAUCGCUGACAUUGACUUUUGGCGCAGCCAGGCGUACGAGGACUACUUCCAACACCUGGACCGCGCUGGAGGUUUCUUCUACGAGAGAUGGGGCGAUGCUCCCGUUCACAGCAUUGCUCUGGGUCUGUUCGAGGAUAAGUCCAAGAUUCAUUGGUUCCGUGAUAUCGGAUACCAGCACAUCCCGUUUUUCAACUGCCCCAACUCGAACAAGUGCAAGGGCUGCGUGACCGGCCGCUUUACUGACGGUGAGGCUUGGCUGCACAAAGACGACUGCCGCCCGAAUUGGUUCAAAUACGUCGGCAUGGACUAA
Messenger RNA from Colletotrichum higginsianum IMI 349063, 1185 nucleotides. Its product is annotated as Glycolipid 2-alpha-mannosyltransferase. NCBI's taxonomy places the organism in Eukaryota, Fungi, Ascomycota, Sordariomycetes, Glomerellales, Glomerellaceae. Gene Ontology annotation, molecular function: alpha-1,2-mannosyltransferase activity. The coding region runs from base 1 to 1185 and encodes 394 amino acids. Gene Ontology annotation, biological process: cell wall mannoprotein biosynthetic process; protein N-linked glycosylation; protein O-linked glycosylation. The transcript has 4 exons. Gene Ontology annotation, cellular component: Golgi apparatus; membrane. The record is from RefSeq and is a predicted model, not a curated record.